AAUGGAUGAAAAAGAAUCAAUGUGUACACAUGACGUUCAUGUUUUAAAAUCUUUAUGCCUUACACACACGCUAAUUACAUUUUAGCGAUUUUUUUUUCGUGUUAUCAAAAUUUGGUAUGGCGAAAUACCAUUAAAAUUAAUAAAUAAAAUAGGCUUAUUAAUUAAGUAGUGUUUUUUUUCUUCUUUUUUUUCUCCCAUAACCUAAUCCAUCAAUUUUGGUUGGCUCACGCUUCCGUCUGAUGACUUUGGUGAAAUACUAAGAGCUUUGUUAAAAUGUAUUUAAAAACUAAAAAUUUUGUAUAAAAUGAAGGUUCAAAAGUAAGGCUCUUGUGACACUCGAAUGGAUGACCAAGGAGAAUAUGAUUGGAUGUUGCAAGGAGAAAACACGGAAGAAACAUCAGUGAUGAAAGCAGAUAUACAAAUACCAUUUGACCAAGAAGAUGUUAAUUUUGAUGUAGUAGAUCGUACAAGCUUGUCAAGUGAAGCAGAGUCUGGCAUUGGUUAUCAAUCACAAGCUGGCAGUUUUAAUUCAAGUGCUCAAGUGGACGGUACAAGAAAGGAUCCCGUCGUUUCAGCUCAGCAAAAUAAUUUUCAUCACGAUGAAUUUGAUAGUGUUCAGAUCUCGAAGAUCAUUGACAUCAAAGCAAAACUGAAGGCUAACUAUACUCUAUUAGUAGCAGAGCUGAACCCAAAAGAUGUUUUACCUCAGUUGUUUGAAAAAGAUGUGAUAACAUUUGAUGAAAUGGAAGAGCUAGGACCAAAAGCAAGAAGGGAUAGUGCCAUACAGCUUCUUGGAAUAUUGAUGCGUAAAAAGGAGUCGGAUUGUGCAAAAUUUGUUGAAAGUUUACAUCAAGUUGGAUACACAGAUAUCUUCGACUCUAUAGUAAACACAGAUCAAAAGCCUCAGCUUGAAAUACUUCCAGCUCCUUGGUUUGAUGAGCUUCCAGAUUCUACAAAAAAUAAAAUCCUAUCUGAGAUUGACGCCAGUCGCCUAGCAACCAUUCUUGGCAACAACUGGGAAAGUGUCUUGUACAACUUAGGUUUCAGAAAAGCUCAAAUAGACCAAGAAUUUCAAUCCAAUGGAUCCAACGCACAAAGAACCAUUAGCAACACAUUAAUUAAAUGGAAGCAACGGAGUGGGAGAAACGCAACAUUCAACAAUUUAAUUAAAAUAUUUCGAGAAUCUGAAAAAAAUAAUAAUGCACAUAUUGACUGGGAGCGCCUGGAAACGUUUUUCUAAAAAACUAUGAUAAAUGAAUUAUGUGUAUGCCAAUUCCACCCAGUAUCUGAUAUGCAAAUUUAGAUUUAACAUUGGCAACACUUUCCAACUUAAUUAAAGUUUUAUCGGAGAGUAAA
Physella acuta is the source of this 1356-nucleotide messenger RNA. Its product is annotated as death domain-containing protein CRADD-like. Lineage: Eukaryota; Metazoa; Mollusca; Gastropoda; Physidae. The record is from RefSeq and is a predicted model, not a curated record. Gene Ontology annotation, biological process: regulation of apoptotic process; signal transduction. Gene Ontology annotation, molecular function: death domain binding; protease binding.